AUAAAAGUGGAACGUGAACGAGAUAAAACAGAUGCACAAUAUAGAAAACGACACGAGAAGGGGUCGACCGAGUACGUGUUGUUAACAUUACUCAAGCCCGGUAAGUAUUACGUGAACGACACGAGAAAGCGCAUUUCUCUAGUGGGUCUUGAAGUGGAAAGUGGGCACGGGGUCUUCAGUUUCGGUAGUCCCACAACAUCAUCAGGAAGGAUACCACGUCUCGCAAGGAACAUUAGAAAUAUUACGCACCAUGACUAGCCUACUUAAUACGCUGUUACUGCUAUCGUCCCUCGUUUCCAUUGGACGGUCAGAAUCAUUUUUAAACGCAAUAAAGAACUAUGGACCAUCGCCGGAAGUUUUAAAUAGAAUCGACCCGAACAACAAAAAAUAUGACUUCAUCGUGGUGGGUGCUGGAUCAGCUGGGUCGGUAUUAGCCAACCGUCUCUCAGAGAACAAAAAAUGGAAUAUUUUGUUGUUGGAGGCAGGAGGGCCCGAAAGUCUCCUUCACCAAGUGCCAAUCCUCGUUGGCUACUUUCAACUGUCCAGCUUUAAUUGGGGCUACAAGGUAGAACCUCAGACAAACGCUUGUUUAGGAAUGAUCAAUCGACAAUGUUCCUGGCCACGUGGCAAAGCCCUCGGUGGAACGAGCACCCUUAAUUAUAUGAUCCACACUCGGGGAAACAAAUUGGAUUACGAUAUCUGGGCUGCGUUGGGGAACGAGGGUUGGUCGUACAAGGAUGUGUUACAUUAUUUCAAGAAAAGCGAAAAAUUCGACGUUCCAGGCAUCAAGAAUUCCACGUACCAUGGGGACAAAGGUUACCUGUGCGUGCAGUACGUGCCUUAUCACACAGAGCUAGCCAAGGCAUUUCUGAAAGCUGGAAGACAACUAGGCUAUCAGAUCGUCGACUACAACGGCGAGGACCAAAUUGGAUUCUCUUACAUCCAAGCGAAUCUGGAUAAAGGAACCAGAUGUAGCGCUUCGAAAGCGUACCUCCGGGUGAAUAGAUCGAAUCUAAACAUCGUCACAGGUGCCACAGUCACCAAGGUGUUGAUAAACGAGAAAAAUCGCACUUACGGCGUGGAAUACACGAGAAACAACCAAUCCAAAAGGGUAUUUUGCUCUAAAGAGGUGAUCCUCUCUGCUGGCACCAUAGACUCUGCCAAACUACUAAUGUUAUCCGGUAUAGGACCUAAGGAUCACCUGGAAGAACUCGGGAUCAAAGUGAUCCAAGACUCCAAAGUGGGAUACAGCAUGUACGAACACGUUGGUUUCCUAGGUCUGACCUUCCUGGUCGAUCAACCAGUGUCGUUAUUGCAAAGUAGACUAGCCAGGCCCAGUGUGUUUAUAGAAUACAUUCUGCAUGGAGACGGUCUGAUGUCGCUUCCGGGAGGAGCGGAAGCUUUAGCAUUCAUCAGGACUAAGUAUGCUCCUGAUAGUAGACCGGACGUGGAACUUUUGUUUGCCUCAGGAUCUUUGCACUCGGACGGAGGUCUGCCUUUGAAAAAGGCCCUCAGGAUAUCCGACGAAUUGUAUGACACUGUUUACAAACCGAUAGAGAACCAGGACGCAUGGUCCAUCUGGCCCAUCGUACAGAACCCAAGAAGCGUUGGGAGGAUCACUCUGAAGUCAAAGGAUCCUUACGAACCACCUAGGAUGGAACCAAACUUCUUCACCCAUCCUGCUGAUAUAGAAAUCAUUUUGGAGGGGAUCAAACACGCUAUCAAUAUCUCGAAGACACAACCGUUCCAGAAAUACGGUAGCCGAUUACACGAUAUCAAGAUUCCUGGAUGCAGAACGUUUCAGUUCGCUAGCGAUGAUUAUUGGAGAUGCGCUAUCAAACAUCUGCCUUCCAUGAUGAAUCAUGAAAUUGGUACCGUGAAAAUGGGACCAAAGGAUGAUGCAUACGCGGUUGUGGAUCCGCGGUUGAGGGUGUAUGGUGUUCAAGGAUUAAGGGUCGCGGAUGCAUCGAUCAUGCCUGCCAUGCCUACUGGGCACGUGAAUGCUGGUAUUUAUAUGAUCGGAGAAAAAGCGGCUGAUAUGAUCAAACGAGACUGGCAAUGAACUUGUAUACUCCUUUUAUGAGUAGAAUUAUUAUUUCAUGAAAUACUCAGGUAUCCGUAAGUAAUGUUA
This is a messenger RNA of Osmia bicornis bicornis, 2131 nucleotides long. Its product is annotated as glucose dehydrogenase [FAD, quinone]-like. Bases 251 to 2062 code for a protein of 603 amino acids. Gene Ontology annotation, molecular function: flavin adenine dinucleotide binding; oxidoreductase activity, acting on CH-OH group of donors. Lineage: Eukaryota; Metazoa; Arthropoda; Insecta; Hymenoptera; Megachilidae. The transcript has 3 exons. The record is from RefSeq and is a predicted model, not a curated record.